Molecule: messenger RNA, 294 nt
Organism: Lasiodiplodia theobromae
Lineage: Eukaryota; Fungi; Ascomycota; Dothideomycetes; Botryosphaeriales; Botryosphaeriaceae
Product: Mitochondrial 54s ribosomal protein
Exons: 2
Coding region: 1-294 (97 amino acids)
Cellular component (GO): mitochondrial large ribosomal subunit
Molecular function (GO): structural constituent of ribosome
Source: RefSeq, a predicted model, not a curated record
AUGAUUACCCGCUUCCUGACCGAGGUGAACACCAAGUUCAACCCCUUCAUGCGCACCGCGAAGACCGCCCGGAACUUUCUGGCCCUACUGCCCCCCAAUGCCCGAGCGGACGGGAUGAAGAUCAACGCAAAGAUGCUGCCGAGGUUCAGCAAGGAGCCGACAACCCUGGAGUUGAAGUUUAAGGACGGCAAAGAAAUGAAGCUCGACCUGGAAAAGCUGAAGAUCAGGGACGUCGAGGAGGAAGUAAACAGGCAUUCGCGCUUGCUCGCGAGACAGGAGGAGCUGUCGGGAUAG